GAAAUCGAUUGCUUUCUGCCGUCAUUCAUGGUAUUCAAGAAAUCAGAUAUCUUCACAUCGUAAAAUCAACCUUACCAUCAUGGCACUUUUACAACCAUCAGAUAAAUUUCCAUAACUUCAUCAUGUUAACCGUAAAAAAAGAUGAACGACAGUAAGAAUGAUCCUGGCAACAAACAAAUGUGGAUGUCCACCAAAGAAAGAAAAACCUCCUUGUUCACCUUGUUGCGCCUCCAAAAAGGUCUCCAUCAAGUCAGCCCCUAAAAAAUGUCCCCCACCAGAUCCAAUAAUCGUCGACCCUUCGACAUGUUGUCCUGUAAAACCUUCAGAGACAAAGUAUCAGAGAUCCAGCAAGAUUCGUUCGGAGAUUGUUGAGAAAGGGUUGCCCUAUAAAGAGAUCGAAGCUAUUAUUAAUAACAAUAGAGUGGUAAUUAGAACACAAACAGAACCUGGUAGAGUGGAAUACGAUCCUCCGUGUGACUGCGUCGAGGAUCCUCUUCCUAGUAGACGGGUCGAAACAGAAGAAAGUCAAGUUCAAAAUUCAGGAAAUAGAACUGUAAUGCUGUAUCCUCGAUCUCGAGAACAAGAUCGCAAAUCAACAGAUUUUCAGUACCAUCACGGAGAUGAGGGUUUUAAGUUGAGGAAGACGAUUGAUCUCGCAGAGAAUCCGAAUAUAUUCUUGUUGAAGUUGAAGAGGAAGAGCAGCGCAGGUGAUAAGAAGUUCAAUAUCGAUCUGGAAUUUAAAACUCCUCGUCCUUGGUCCACGAAGAAACGAUUGGAGUACAGUCAACAAAUCAAACCACCACAAUCUGGUGCUGCGACGUUGAAGAAAGAUGUCGAAGAAGAAAGAAAAAAAAAAGAGGUUUCGAGUCAAAGUAGAAAGGGAAAGCGACAGUAAAUGAAUCGUUCUUGAAAAUAAAAUCGACAUUUCAUUUGUAUGAUAACAGUUACUUUCAAUUAAUAAACAUAAUUCCUGAAAGAUUAAAA
Osmia lignaria (orchard mason bee) is the source of this 984-nucleotide messenger RNA. RefSeq lists its product as uncharacterized. NCBI's taxonomy places the organism in Eukaryota, Metazoa, Arthropoda, Insecta, Hymenoptera, Megachilidae. The record is from RefSeq and is a predicted model, not a curated record.